CUUACAUUUACACUGUCCAGAGGGAGCCAUGGCCGCAGAGAACCCCGUGGAAAGUCUCCAGGAUGAAGCUAGUUGUCCCAUCUGUCUGGAAUAUUUUCAAGACCCAGUGAUUACAGACUGUGGGCACAAUUUCUGCCGAGCCUGCAUCAGCCUGUGCUGGGAGGGACCUGACACAGAAGUAUCCUGCCCUCAGUGCAGAGAAACUGCUCAGCAGAGAAACCUCAGGCCAAACAGGCAGCUGGCAAAUGUUGUAGAAAUAGUCAAACGGCUGAGUUUCCAGGCAGGAACAGGGUCAGGAGGAGAGAGUGUGUGUGAUGAGCACCAGGAGCCUCUCAAACUGUUCUGUGAAGAGGACCAAACCCCUAUCUGUGUGGUGUGUGACAGAUCCCGGACGCACAGAGCUCACACUGUGGUUCCCAUAGAGGAGGCUGCCCAGGAGUACAAGGAAAAGAUUCAGGCCCAUUUGGAGAUUCUGAGGGAAGAGAGAGAAAAGCUUCUGAGAUUUAACGUGACCGGAGAGGGGAAAAGCCUGGAGUAUCUGAUACAGACACAAAACAAGAGGCAGAAGGUUGUAUCUGAAUUUCAGCAACUGCGGCAGUUUCUAGAGGAAGAAGAGCAACUCCUGCUGGCCCAGCUGGAAAAACUGGAAAAGGAGAUUGUGAAGAUACAGAAUGACAAUGUCACUAAAAUGUCGGAGGAGAUUUCCCGUCUCAGCGACCUGAUCAGUGAGCUGGAGGAGAAGUGUCAGAAGCCAGCCAGUGAAUUCCUGCAGGAUGUCAGAAGCAGCUUGAGCAGGUGUGAGAAGGGGAAAUUCCUGCAGCCAGUGGAGAUUUCUCCUGAGCUGGAAAAGAGACUCAGUGAUUUAUCCCAGAGAAAUAUUGCUCAAAUGGAGAUUCUGUGGAAGUUCAAAGACACUCUGCAAUCUGAACUGGAGACAAUAAGAGGGAAAUCCUUAGGAUCACACAGACCAGGUCCCGCCACUUGGGGUCAGGAUGGAGCACAAAGGCAAGGAAGUGGAUGGUGUGGAGCACGAACAUGUACAGAUGUUCUCGGGAACUGGUACAGAGGUGGACCAGCUGGAUGUCCUGCAGCCAAUACAGUGAAUGUGACUCUGGAUCCAGACACGGCUCAUCCCCGACUCAUCCUGUCUGAGGAUCGGAAAAGUGUGAGAUGGGGAGACACAUGUCAGCUUCUGACCACCAACCCUGAGAGAUUUGACUCUUGGGCUUGUGUGCUGGGCUCUGAGGGAUUCAUCUCGGGGAGACAUUGCUGGGAGGUGGAGGUGGGGGACAGAGGAUUCUGGGCUGUGGGAGUGGCCAGAGAGUCUGUGAGGAGGGAGGGAGAAGUCAGCUUUAACCCUGAAGUGGGGAUCUGGGCUGUGCAGUGGUUGGGUCUGUUCCAGGCUCUCACCUCCCCUGCAACCGCCCUGCCCUUUAGCCAGGUGCCCAGGAGGAUCCAGAUUUGUCUGGACUGUGAAUGGGGCCAGGUGACAUUUUUUGAUGCUGAUAACAAGGUCCCAAUCUUCACUUUCCCACCAGCCUCUGUCCCUGGGGAGAGAAUCUACCCCUGGCUCUGGGUGGGGGCAGUCCCAGCUCAGACUGUGUCCCUGAGACACAGGGGGUGGAAUAUUGCACUGGGGACCCUGAAAUCAGCCUCUCGAGCCUUAGAAACUCCAGUCUUUAUGACCCUGGAGUCUCAUGUCUGGACUGUGAAACCAUAGAAAGAAGCGAGUGAUCGAGAUGGAGAAGCCAAUCUCAUUGUCCAAGGAACUGUUUAGACUGUUUGUCACUAUCUUCUAUAGUCCAGGAGGACUCUUGGGAUCUUCAGUCAGACAGUGUCACUAAUACAUGGGGGGAAUAAAAAAAAUGGGCUUCCCUAGCUGCAGUCAUGCUAGUCUCUAUGACCCUGGAGGACUCCCCUGUACCCAACCCUCUGGUUCAUAAUUCCAUCUCCUCCCCCUCCAUCUCUGCAGAACCAGGGGUUGUGGGAGGUGGGUGGGGUGGAGUGAGGGAAGAACCCUUGAAGCUGCAGCAGAAGCAGAGGGUCACUGAGGGGUAGGCAGAGAUGUGGGGUUUUUGAGGGAGAAUUGCCUAUCAAGCUAUCGGCUCAGUUUCGCAAUAUAUCCUAGCUACUCAACACUCAAACCUAAUCCCUAACAAUUUGGGAAGCCUGGACCGUCAAUUCCUCAGGCAUGCCAGAGACAAGGCUGGUCCUCCGUCUCAUACUACUAGGUCUUCAGGGAAGGGUGUGAGUAUGCUAGCUUUAGUAGUCUUUUAGAAUAGAAAUGUUACCACCAGGGAUCAUAGAAUUGUAUUACUUCUUUGUGACUCUUUGUUUUGUAGCAUUUAUGCUUCUUUCUUUUAUAAUAAAGAUCUUAACGAGU
Messenger RNA from Malaclemys terrapin pileata, 2383 nucleotides. RefSeq names its product E3 ubiquitin-protein ligase TRIM39-like. Lineage: Eukaryota; Metazoa; Chordata; Testudines; Emydidae. Gene Ontology annotation, molecular function: zinc ion binding; protein binding. The record is from RefSeq and is a predicted model, not a curated record.